UAGCCGACAUGGAACCAGUGGCCAGCAACAUCCAAGUCUUGCUGCAAGCAGCGGAGUUCUUGGAGCGCCGCGAGAGAGAGGCGGAGCAUGGCUACGCGUCUCUGUGCCCCCACCACAGUCCAGACCCCAUCCACAGGAGGAGGAAGCGACCCCCACAAGCUCCUGGCGCUCUGGACAGUGGGCGAUCUGUGCACAAUGAGCUGGAGAAGCGCAGGAGGGCCCAGCUGAAGCGGUGCCUAGAGCAGCUGAAGCAGCAGAUGCCCCUGGGGGCUGACUGUGCCCGAUAUACCACACUGAGCCUGCUUCGCCGAGCAAGGAUGCACAUCCAGAAGUUGGAGGAGCAGGAGCAGCGGGCCCGGUGGCUCAAACAGAAGCUACGUAGUAAACAGCAGAGCCUGCAGCGGCAGCUGGAGCAGCUCCAGGGGCUGCCAAGGGCAGGGGAACGGGAGCGGCUGUGGGCAGACAGCCUGGAUUCCUCAGGGCUCUCCUCUGAGCGCUCAGACUCUGACCAAGAGGAGCUGGAGGUAGAUGUGGAGAGCCUGGUGUUCGGGGGUGAGGCAGAGCUGCUGCAGAGCUUCAGCGCAGGCCAGGAGCACAGCUACUCACACAACCCUCUCACUUGGCUAUGAUGCUCACUGCCCCAACUGCCCUCUGCUCACACUGGGCUGAGCCUGCUGUGCAGGAGCCCUCCUCAAGCCUUGAGGGCUGCUUGGAGCCAUUUAUCUGUCAGAAUGGACUAAAAGGACACUUACAUGGGAACAGGUAACAUGAACUUUGCUGCUGGCUACCAGGUGGGCCCUCCUGUGGGGUUGGGGAGGCACCCAGGCCACGCCAAAGCCCCACAGAACAGGCAGCUUGGGGCUUCCAAGCAUUUUUUGUAGCACUUGUUUGUGCUGCCCCAUAGGGGGAGAAGCUUCUCAGACCCUUGUUUCUUCCUAGACAAGACCCCCGGCCUUCACCCCAUAUACUGUACAGUAUUUUCAUUAAAAGCUUCUUUCAUAACUUCCCGUUCAUGGUCUUGCCUGACAAAAACGGAGGAAGUCCCAACCACAACUGGAGAAGAGGAAAUAAACUCAGUAGCCACCACCAAAACCCACCAUGC
Molecule: messenger RNA, 1102 nt
Organism: Fukomys damarensis (Damara mole-rat)
Lineage: Eukaryota; Metazoa; Chordata; Mammalia; Rodentia; Bathyergidae
Gene: Mxd3
Product: MAX dimerization protein 3
Exons: 6
Coding region: 9-629 (206 amino acids)
Biological process (GO): regulation of transcription by RNA polymerase II
Molecular function (GO): protein dimerization activity; DNA-binding transcription factor activity, RNA polymerase II-specific; RNA polymerase II cis-regulatory region sequence-specific DNA binding
Source: RefSeq, a predicted model, not a curated record